AACAAUGUCGUCACAGCUAGUUAGCUGGGGAAAACCAAUGUCUAUUUUUAGAUAUUUUUAUAUUUUCGGUCAUGAGUUUCUCGUAUACGGUGGGUGGGAAGUCCCGAACUCACACACAACUAGGAAAUCGGGGACAAGAUCAAGAGAAAGAAGAGUCAAAUCGAGCUAAAAAUUCAACAUUAUCGCCAACAAAAUCACCAGGAACUGCUCGACCAGGAGGUAAGCGCAACUUGACGGGAGUACAGCCCGGUAGUAAUCGUAGGGUUGGAGCAAAAUCUAGACCACAGCGAGCAGCAGGUACAUCAAUCGGCGCUCAACAAACUUCCACCAUUGUCACGCUUUCAGAUUUAAAGAAUCAACAAAGUAAACAUCAGAGUAGUGUGAAUUUAAAACCAGCCAAUAGCAAAAACAAUGCAGCAAUAAAUCUACCUCAGCAUUCACAUGAUUCAGGUCCUGGAAGAAAAUUAGGAGGGCAUAUUAUUUCUGACUCGAAACUGUCUGCUGUUAGAAUAGGAGUUGGUGUCAGAAACCAACCAAUCUCUCCAAAUAGACCUGUCAAAUCUGGAAAUUCAGAGCAUCUUCAUAGCAGAACUAGUGCCUCAAACUCAAAUUCAAAUCACACACCUGCUGCACCAACUGCAGAUCUCUCAACUAGAGGAAGCCAGACGAAGAAGAAAACACCCAAUGUGAACAGAACUUCAAAUAAAUUGAUAGACCAGACAUUAAAUAGCAAUAAAACUUCUUCAACUUCAAGUCAACGAUCGCCAGGUAGGGGAAGAGGUUCAAGAGGCAGAGGUUCACCAAGAGGCGGCAUGGCAUACAACACAACAACAACAGAUACAGCAGUAGCUUAUACUCUGCCAACCCUCGUCAAGUUGGACAAAGACCUCCAGAUGAAGAGGGAGAAGAUACUCGUCAACGACAGGGAGAACCUGGACCAUCGCAGGGAAGCCCACAACAGCCGCAGCAGCAGCCACAGGGGGAAAGCCCUGGAGCUUUUAGAGUGAUUCAACCAAAUGCUUCUAAGAGGCAACAGCUGGUAACUAAAUCUUCACAAGAGAUGAAGGCUCUUGAAGAUUAUAGAGCUUCCAAGAAACCAACUACUAUACGCGGAGAAGCUCGUUGUGCAGGUGGAAGUAAGUCUGAAGAGGAGGCUAGGCUGGAUCUAGACAAGCAGCAUCGAAACAAGAAAUAUGAACAGAUCCUGAAGAAAGAACAACGGAAUAGAGAAAAGAGGGAAAGAGAAGAUAAGGAGUUUCAAGAAAAGAAAGCUAAAGCUAGACAAACGGCUGAAGAAAACGCAAGAAGAAGAAAUGCGAGAGAAGUUAACUUCUUAAGAGAUGAACAUGCCACAACUAAUGAGAAAUUCCUAAGAAGGCUUGAUGCAGGGAGGACACCUCCACAGAGUGAAACAUCCGUCUCACAAAGUUCAAAACUCCAGCAGCUGCGGGAGAUGUUCCCUGAUAAGAAACCUUCCAAGCUGCAAAAACUUCUUGACGACAACAAUAACGAUGUGGCGGAGGUUGCCGAUCUACUCAUGGAUUGAAGAUGACCUAAGAUGAUGAACGCCCGUAUUGUGCCUCUUCCAGAAGAUUGAAAGUGAGAAACGUUCCUGAUAUAUAAAGAAAAUGGCUACAGCCAAUGACACUGGCAAUGUCAGUCUCUUGGUCCUUCUGAAAAGUUAUCUGAGCCCCAGGAAACCAUUAUGUCAGUUUCCUAGUCCUUCUGACAAUUUUUCAGAGGGUUCAUAAGACAAAGGCCACCCAAGGG
Messenger RNA from Strongylocentrotus purpuratus (purple sea urchin), 1770 nucleotides. RefSeq names its product coiled-coil domain-containing protein 112-like. The transcript is spliced from 8 exons. The coding region runs from base 1061 to 1546 and encodes 161 amino acids. The record is from RefSeq and is a predicted model, not a curated record. NCBI's taxonomy places the organism in Eukaryota, Metazoa, Echinodermata, Echinoidea, Camarodonta, Strongylocentrotidae. Gene Ontology annotation, molecular function: ubiquitin binding.